AUGCAGGCAGAAAAUGACAACCUAUGGCGUCAAACACCUCUACUCUAUUCGACGCGUCUUUCUGAGAUAACGGGGGCCUCAGUCUACCUCAAACUUGAGAAUUUGCAUCCCUCAUUCUCAUUCAAGUAUAGAGGAAUAUCGUUCUUCAUCAAGAAGAUGAAGGAACAACAUGGAUCUUCUGUCCAUCUAGCAAUUGCGUCUGGAGGGAAUGCCGGGCUGGCGGCGGCAUGUGCAGCACGGUCCUAUGGACUUCGAUGCACAGUGUUUAUCCCAGAAGGUGUAGCGGAAAGCACAUUGGCGUUGCUGAGGAGAGAGAAGGCAGAAGUAAUAGUCGUUGGAAAGUUUUAUGCAGAAGCUUUGAAGGCUGCCCGAGAACUGGCUGCGACGGAAUCUGAGUGCGUCAUGGUACCAGCUUACGACGACCCAACCUUGUGGGAGGGUCAUAGUUCAAUGGUUCAGGAGAUCAAGGUUCAACUGGACCGAGAGCCAGACGCCAUUUUCUGCAGCGUGGGGGGUGGAGGCUUGCUUGGGGGCGUUAUCGUCGGCUGCAAGACGGCCGGAUGGGAUAAGGUUCAAGUUGUCGCCCUCGAGACCAUGGGAUCGGAUUGUUUCUUUUGGUCCUUGUCUCUUAACGGCGACAGGUUCAAUAGUGUGCAGAAAACAUUACCCUCUGGCGUGAAUCUCGUCCGCAAUGAGGAGCAUGACUUGAAUUUGGCGCAUUUCACGACAUUUUCAUCCAAGGCAUCCGGAUCCCUGGGUGCUUCGGAACCGGCAGCUCGGGUCGUGCAAAUGGCCCUCGAACGACCAGGAGGUGUGACAACCGCGACGGUGCCAGACGAAUUGAGCAUGGAUGCCCUUGUCUCGUUUGCAAACGACCACAAGUUCCUUGUCGAGCUGGCUUGUUCGACGACGCUAGUUCCUGCCUACAAUCCUACUCUUUUCAAGAAACUCGUUACCCCGAAAUCGACGAACGGAGGAGAAGAGCGGCCUACGGGUGUAGGCGCAGAUGCAGCAUAUAGGCUGAUUCAUGACGAGUUGUCCCUUGAUGGCUCUCCCGUUCUGAACCUGGCAUCAUUUGUACAUACCUGGAUGCCACCUCAAGCAGAUUCGCUCGUCCGGGAGAACAUCUCAAAGAACUUGAUAGAUAGCGACGAAUACCCUGCGACGCAAAUUAUUCAUACGCGCUGUGUCUCUAUUCUGGCCGACUUGUGGCACGCACCAUCUGCUAAGGAGGCUAUUGGGACUGCAACGACCGGCUCUUCGGAGGCAGCUCAACUCGGUGGGUUGGCCAUGAAGAAAAUGUGGCAAGAAAAACGCAAGGCAGCUGGAAAGAGCAUCCAUGAACCUGGACCCAAUAUUGUCAUGGGCGCUAACGCUCAAGUUGCUUUGGAAAAAUUCGCCCGAUACUUCGAUGUCGAGUGCAGACUCGUCCCGGUCUCGGUGGAGAGCAAGUAUCGACUCGACCCCAAAAAGGCCAUGGAAUACGUCGAUGAAAACACAAUUGGUGUUUUCGUAAUCCUUGGAAGCACUUACACAGGACAUUAUGAACCCGUCAAGGAGAUGUCAGAUCUCCUUGACGAAUACGAAGCAAAGACGGGUCAUUUCAUACCUAUUCAUGUUGAUGCAGCGUCUGGUGGUUUUGUUGCUCCGUUCGUCACCCCGAAGCUACAGUGGGACUUCAAGCUUCCUCGUGUAGUUUCCAUCAAUACAUCAGGACACAAAUUCGGUCUUAGCUACGUCGGCGUCGGCUGGGUGGUGUGGAGGGACAAGCAACACCUUCCCAAAGACCUCAUCUUCGAGCUGCAUUAUCUCGGCUCCGUGGAGUAUUCGUUCUCCUUGAACUUUUCGCGUCCGGCUGCACCGAUCAUCGCACAAUAUUUCAAUUUCAUUCAUCUCGGCUUCGAAGGGUAUCGCUCAGUCGGUCUCGCCGACAUGAAGAACGCUCGCCUUCUAAGUCGGGCUUUGGAGAAGACUGGCUACUAUACCGUCCUUAGUGACAUACACCGUGGUGUCGGAGGACGCGAGGAGCUUGGUAUCGACUCCACGGAUUUUGAGGACUACGAACCAGGACUGCCAGUUGUGUCGUUCAGAUUAAGUGACAACUUCCAGAAGAAAUAUCCUGAGAUCCAACAAAAGUGGAUUCAGACUCUUUUGCGAGCUAAGGGCUGGAUCGUUCCCAAUUAUGAACUCGCCCCAGACUUGCAGCAAGUGGAGAUACUUCGCGUUGUCGUUCGCGAGAACGUGACGGAAAUCCUGAUCGACAAACUCAUUGCCGACAUCAUCGAAGUAACUGAACAACUCAAAAAAGCGGAUUCCUCUGCACAUGCCCUGGAUACCUUGGGACAUGUUCAACGGCCUCAGAAACACGAAUCAGAAGCAAGCAACCUCAAGGCGGGUGAAGGAAGUCAAGCUAGUGGGACCUACGCUAGACCUUGUUGA
Messenger RNA from Cyclocybe aegerita, 2439 nucleotides. Lineage: Eukaryota; Fungi; Basidiomycota; Agaricomycetes; Agaricales; Hemipholiotaceae. The record is from the annotation of a GenBank genome assembly.